This is a messenger RNA of Closterium sp. NIES-65, 930 nucleotides long. Lineage: Eukaryota; Viridiplantae; Streptophyta; Zygnematophyceae; Desmidiales; Closteriaceae. The record is from the annotation of a GenBank genome assembly.
AUGUCUCUCCAGCAACUGGGGCUCAUCCCACAAUACCGCACCGAAGCAGCAGCAGUGAGGAGAGUGCAGUCUCCAGCUGAGCAGAGUGACCCUUCAGACCCCGUGGACCCUCCAGCAGCAGUCAGCAGUCCCUGUGAGCUGACUUUUGCAAUCCCCGUGACUCGAUUGCAAGACCCGUCUCUCCAGCAACUGGGCCUCGCGCCGCAGUACUGGUGCGUGUGUGUGAAUGCACCGCUGUGUGUGAAUGCACCGCUGUGUGUGAAUGCACCGCUGUGUGUGAAUGCACCGCUGUGUGUGAAUGCACCGCUGUGUGUGAAUGCACCGCUGUGUGUGAAUGCACCGCUGUGUGUGAAUGCACCGCUGUGUGUGAAUGCACCGCUGUGUGUGAAUGCACCGCUGUGUGUGAAUGCACCGCUGUGUGUGAAUGCACCGCUGUGUGUGAAUGCACCGCUGUGUGUGAAUGCACCGCUGUGUGUGAAUGCACCGCUGUGUGUGAAUGCACCGCGUGUGUGUGAAUCACCGCUGUGUGUGAAUGCACCGCUGUGUGUGAAUGCACCGCUGUGUGUGAAUGCACCGCUGUGUGUGAAUGCACCGCUGUGUGUGAAUGCACCGCUGUGUGUGAAUGCACCGCUGUGUGUGAAUGCACCGCUGUGUGUGAAUGCACCGCUGUGUGUGAAUGCACCGCUGUGUGUGAAUGCACCGCUGUGUGUGAAUGCACCGCUGUGUGUGAAUGCACCGCUGCACGUGGGCAGUGCAUACAGGGACGGACAACCAGGGACAGCACACAUGACUGAGCGAGUGCGAGUGUAUGCGGCAGGAAGAAGGAUGGGCACAGGCAUGGGGGCAACAGUGGAGGAGGCGAAGAGAGACGGAGCAGCCAAGGCACUGCUAGCAUGGGGUAAGGUGUGGUUUGGGGGAGGGGGGGAGUGA